Acanthopagrus latus (yellowfin seabream) is the source of this 2692-nucleotide messenger RNA. It is a transcript of the gene cts12, whose product is annotated as cathepsin 12. Gene Ontology annotation, molecular function: cysteine-type endopeptidase activity. Lineage: Eukaryota; Metazoa; Chordata; Actinopteri; Spariformes; Sparidae. The record is from RefSeq and is a predicted model, not a curated record. Bases 363 to 1406 code for a protein of 347 amino acids. Gene Ontology annotation, cellular component: lysosome. Gene Ontology annotation, biological process: immune response. The transcript has 8 exons.
UGGAGUUCUCUUUUUUUAAAACUUUAAGGUAUCGACACGUUGACCUCAGUAAGUGGUCUGUGUACGUCUUCCAGCGUUUGCUUUUGGAAAGUUUGAUGUCAGGUGUUAUGCUCAAUUAUAAACAGGUAUUUGAGGGAUUAACAAUAUUGCAGCUUUAGCGCUCUCUAAAUGAUAAUAGAGGUAUUACUGAGGAGGAGCAUCUUUAUUUUUGUCGACUAAUGUCCCUCUCAGCUGCUGCCGUAAGUGUUGAUUUAGGGGAUUCGGCAAAGUAUAGUGGAAACACGCACUUGUUGCACGGCUACAUAAGGACGGCUGACUGUGAGUUUGUUGCAGUGUGACUGUCCAGAGUCACUUUCAGAACCAUGGGAACAAAACAGACUCACAGCCGUGCAGUGCAGCCGGCUGGCCUCCUGCUCCUCGUCCUGCUGUGCGGCCCGUGGCACGCAGCGUCGGACUCGGACGAGGCCAUCCUGUCCGAGUGGGAGCUCUGGAAGAGCAGCCACGGCGUAUCCUAUGAAGAAAUGGACGACUUGCAAAGGAGGGUCAUCUGGGAGAGCAACAAGCGGAUCAUUGACGACAACAAUCAAGGGUUUUUAAUGGGCAUGAGGCCGUUCACCAUGGCCAUGAACAAAUAUGGAGACCUGACAAGUCGAGAGUUCCGUGUUUUGCAAGGCGCCAGGAUAAACGCCCAGUUUGUGAAGAGAGGGAAGAUCGUCUCGUCCCGACGACUGCGUCACAAUGCUCGUAUGUUGGACGCUAAAGCUGUCGACUACAGCAAGAUGGGUUUUGUCACUGAGGUGAAAGACCAGGGCUACUGUGGCUCCUGCUGGGCCUUCAGCACUACGGGAGCCAUAGAGGGACAAAUGUACAAGAAGACGGGUCAGCUCAUAUCUCUGAGUGAACAGAACCUGGUGGACUGCUCCAAAUCUUACGGCACUUACGGCUGCAAUGGUGCCUGGAUGGCCAACGCGUACGACUACGUGGUCAACAACGGGCUGCAGGCGACCAGCACCUACCCAUACACCUCAGUGGAUACCCAGCCCUGUUACUACGACAGCUCACUAGCGGUCGCCCAUAUCAGAGACUACAGGUUCAUAGCUAAAGGAGACGAGCAGGCUCUGGCUGAUGCCGUGGCGACAAUCGGUCCAAUCACGGUGGCCAUCGAUGCAGAUCAUUCCAGCUUCCUUUUCUACAGCUCAGGAAUCUAUGACGAGCCCAACUGUAACCCAAACAAUCUGAGUCACGCAGUCCUGCUGGUUGGCUACGGCACUGAAGGAGGUCAAGACUACUGGAUCAUUAAAAACAGCUGGGGCUCCAGUUGGGGUGAAGGCGGCUACAUGCGAGUCAUCAGAGAUGGAAGAAACACCUGCGGCAUCGCGAGCUACGCUCUGUACCCCAUCGUAUGAUUCUGAUAAGCUGCCUCAGUUGCGCGUCGAUGCGCAACUCUUGACGCUGGACUGUCUCAGAAAACAACAUCAGUCGAUGCUGACGCAGCCCAUGUCUUCUCUAAAGCACUUCUAUAUCAUCCUCAUUUUCUGAACCUUCUGCUGAACCUUUCUGACACCGUAGAUAAUGUUCAAAGACUCACGUAACAGUGAACACAUCGCUUCUCUCAGGGACGUAUUGAUUGAUCCGUCAAACAUGAAAAAUGCUGGUUAAAUAAUUGAAAUGAGACUGUAAUGUAGUGAGUAAUGUAACUUUUGGACGGAAGUAAUACAACAUUACUUACAAACACUUACAAAUACAAACUAAUUUACAACCAUUCUGUGGCCUUUAGCUUAUGGUGGCUAAUCUUGGCUAACAUUAGCAAACAUACUGCAGCUGUGUAACAGACGUUACUAGACCAUUAAAACUCAUCUCCACUUGUGCCAAUGUUACACUAGCUUAGCAUUUUAGCUAAAUGCUAGCAGUCCAGCAUUUAUUCAGCAUUAUCCAAUAAAGGCCCGAUCACAGCAGCUUUAGCUCCUGCAGAAUUAGAGUGAAUUAAUCCAGCAGAAUUUUUGCCAUUAGCCUGCUGAAUUUUAACUUGAAAUUAAGUAAAAUUUGAACAGCAUGUUGGUUAGCCAACCAAAAAGGGAAGUAACAAAAGUCCCUCAUUAAUAAAACUCUUGAUGAAAUUCCACUAAUCAGCCCAGUAAGGAGACAAUGGAGAAGAUCCUGUUGUGACUAACAUCUGUACCUGGCUGCCUAAACGUUAGCAAUUAGCUCGCCAGCUACUGAUGUUCAACCAUGGAGGAUUGAUUUUGUCCCUUACAGCUGUGACCAGGCCUUAUCUGUAACUCUGUAACGACACAGUGGCUGCUGUCACACAAGUUACAUGGUCUUCCUUUGAACAAUUAAUAGAGUAAUUCUGUAAUCAUUUCUAGCCAUGAUGCAACCCAAUGAAUUUUGUUUAGACUUUACCCCAAAAAGAGUAAAUCAGGGCGCCCUGCAUGUGAAUGUCACUGUGUGUGUGUUUUUAACGUAUUUUAUAUCUUCAGACUGCAAACCUUUUUUUUUUUUUGUAACAGUAACACUGAUGGACUGGGUUGGACUGCAGUGACGUAUUGAGACGGAGGGGUGGGAUGGAGGGGUGAUGGGGGACACAAGCCUGGUGAUCUCAGUGUUUCAGGCCUCAACGUGAAUCUGUUUGAAACAAAACAAAUAAAAUGGUGCUUUGUGUUUUCAAUGCAAACAAUUGUUUCAGUCUCUU